AUGAAUCGCUACAACGGCGACUCGUCUUUUGUGCCCAAUGGGCCCAGAUCUUACCAGGGCAAUGGAGGUGCUCGAAACAACCGUGCCAACAACAACCGCAAUGACAGCCCAUAUUUCGUGCCCAAAGAGUCCAAACCUUACCAGGGCAAUGGGGGUGCUCGAAACAACCGUGCCAACAACUACAAUGGCAAUGGCAAUGGCAACGGCAACGGCAACGGCAACAACCAAUGGAGCCCUCGCAAUGGCAAUGGGAAUGGCAAUCGCAAUGGCAAUCACAAUCAAAACAACCAGUGGAACAACCAUCAAAAUGACACUGGCAAUGUGAACCCUACCAAUCAAGGCAUGGGCAAUGCGAACCAAAACGGCAAUCCCAAUUACAAGGGCAAGAACUUCAACCCCAACUACAAGGGGAAGAAUUACAACCCCAACUUCUCUCGUCCUGCACCAGCCGAUGUUGGUCAGGCCCGAAAUAGCGGCCGGAAACGUCAGUCCAACAACAACAACAACUACAAUAAUCGGAACCAGUCCAAUCAGAACCAGUCCAAUCAGGACAUGGACGUUCAGAUGGCCGAGGCACCAAUCGAUGAGCCAAAUGACAUCGAGAUGCCAGACGCACCACCUCUCUCUGAUCCAAGGAUCGAAGCCUUCACCAUGGGUGUUCUUGCAGUCAAAGACAUUGUUAGUCUCCCACUUUUCCAUUUCCAAUUCAAUCCUUUUGCUUUCAAACAACCUGCUGUUCAACCUUCUGCUUUCAAUUCCUCUGCUUUCCGUCCCCCAACUUUCUACCCUCCAGUUUUCCAUCCCAAGGUCAUCAGUUCUCCAAAGUUGCAAGGAAAUGCUGAGUACAGCGGCCUAGCCAACCCUGAUCUAGCCGCCUCACGAGAAACACAACAAGUCGUCAUCAACCUGUCGUCCACAACAGAGUUACACCCAUGUCCACAUCGGUUACAAUCCACCAACAACCUCUGGACCCGCCCCAAGACCUCUGGGUUCCUCAAUCGGGGCCCAAAGACUCCAUCGACAGACGACACACAACACAAACCACAAACCACAUCUGGUCCUGGUGUUGACGGUGCGGCUCGUGCCCCGUCUACAGGGAGGACCAGAUCCAAGACCGAGAAGAAGCUCGGGGAAGGAAAAGGAUACAAAUUGGAACAUGUGCAAUAG
This is a messenger RNA of Penicillium expansum, 1167 nucleotides long. RefSeq lists its product as uncharacterized. Bases 1 to 1167 code for a protein of 388 amino acids. The transcript has 6 exons. The record is from RefSeq and is a predicted model, not a curated record. NCBI's taxonomy places the organism in Eukaryota, Fungi, Ascomycota, Eurotiomycetes, Eurotiales, Aspergillaceae.